AUGAGAAAAGAAUGUUCUUGCCGUAGGCGUAUGAACGCUUGGUAUGUUCUUCCUUUAACGUCAUCAGUUAGAUAUUUCUUCCUUUAAAAUGUAUUAUAUAUAUAACCGUGUAUGUAGAUUGUAGGUAGUUGUUAUAGUCAUUGUCGUAGUACGUAUCUGAAAUAAAGUUGUGUGAAAUUUACUGGUUGUCACGAUUGAAUGAAGAAUAGAAUACAGUCCCAAGUUAAGCGAGCGUGGAAGACCUAUAUACUAGCGGGGUUUCCAUAACAUAGUGGUCCUUCGAGCCGGAUCGUGAACUAGAAGAGUACAACCAGGUAAAUAUGACGGAUUUAGCGAAGCAGAAAAAGAUACGUGGAGGACAUCGAGGACACGCAAAAAAGCUGAUUGGAGAGAUCCAAGGAUAUUGGAGAAUGAUGCGAACGAGAAUCGUUACGAGUUAGAGCAGUUGAAGGACGCCUUAAUCGCGAAAGUGGACGUUCUCAAGGCUCUCGAUGAUUCUGUGUUAAAAUUAAUGGAGGAUUCGAAGGAAAUUGACGAAGGGGAGUUCGGGCAGGAACUGUCUGACGCGAGCGACUGCCAGUUAAAGUAUCGAAAGGUAGUUCAUCUUGCAGAAAUGAAGCUAAAUGAAGUGUCAUCGGGUAGCGUUACUAGCGUAGUUAAUAUAGCAGGAACGGUCAGUGACGUGGCCAGUACAAACGUUGCCAACGGUGGAAAUAUUGCGACGGAAUCCUCGUCAGUUGAGAACUUCGAAGAGACGACGAUAUCGACAUCACCAACGCAGCCUGUACAACAAACGAGUGGGAGUGUACGUGUGAAACUGCCUAAACUCGAGGUAAAAAAGUUUAAGGGAAGCGUUUUCGAGUGGCAAGAGUUCUGGGAUGCAUUUGAGAGUUCAAUUCACACGAAUGUCGGGUUGUCAGACGUCGAUAAAUUCUCUUAUUUGAAAGGACUUGUUGAAGAGCCAGCGAAGUCAGCAAUCAGUGGAUUUUCUUUGACUGCCGCGAAUUAUGGAUCUGCUGUGGAGCUUUUAAAACGGAGAUUUGGGAAACCUGUCACAAUACAAAGAGCUCAUAUUAACGAGCUAUUAAAUCUACAGGGAGUGUACAAGGAGCGAGAGACGGGGAGGUUGAGAGCGUUAUAUGACAAAAUAGAAUGCCAUUAUAGAGGAUUAGUUGCGUUGAAAGUGGGCGAAGCUACGUAUUCGAGUAUUGCUGUGCCUUCUCUUCUCGAAAAGUUGCCAGAAAGCGUACGAUUGACCAUCACCAGGGGUGCGGAUUUUAAAAACUGGACAAUGACAGACUUGUUGGACCAAUUUCGCGUUGAAUUGGAGUUACGAGAAGAAGCUGUAGUCCUUGUCCCUAACGAUGGACGCCAGUCUGGGUAUGGAAAACGAGACAGAAAUGUAUAUACGAACUCUGCUCUGUUUGCUGGCUGUGGAAAGGGAGUUUGUGCAUUUUGUCGAGGAAGUCACAACCAUGAAGCUUGCCAGAAGGUGAAGGACACCAGAGAAC
Messenger RNA from Paramuricea clavata, 1511 nucleotides. The record is from the annotation of a GenBank genome assembly. Lineage: Eukaryota; Metazoa; Cnidaria; Anthozoa; Malacalcyonacea; Plexauridae.